Molecule: messenger RNA, 2132 nt
Organism: Ilyonectria robusta
Lineage: Eukaryota; Fungi; Ascomycota; Sordariomycetes; Hypocreales; Nectriaceae
Exons: 4
Coding region: 264-1946 (560 amino acids)
Source: RefSeq, a predicted model, not a curated record
UUUUCACUCUCGCCUUCAGUUUCUUUUCGCUCUCAUCUUCAAUUUCCUUGAGCUGUCAUCAUACCAUCAUCCACUAUUGCCCCAGUUCUUGAUUGCCUCGACAAGCGCCACCAUGGCAACAGCCAAGCAAAGUCACAGUCACUCUGGAAUUGCUACAUGUGCGGCAACCGCCGGCACGUCGUUGGGGUAACGUCCACAGUUCCAUCAAUUUGCUCAGCGCUACGACUGGAAAGUAGCCAGGGCAACCCUCACUGCUGCACCUGAUGGCAACUUCUUGCCUCGCAACAGUUGGUGUGGGGCUGGUGGUUAGGUUGGGUAUGAAACAUGUCGCUGGGGGAGAAGGUAUCUCUCGUUUGGAGUCUGAUUUUACGACGUACUCAUUGUGUUCAUUGCCCAUUUCAUUUGUCGUUUCUGGAAAUGCCCCGUCGGCGUCGUGCUAUCAUGAGGCCCUCGGGCUGAUUGAGAACAGGAUGCUGAGGGCUAAAACAUGUCAUCGACUGGUGCUCAUCAUCCUUUCGGUCAAGAUGAAGAACUGCAACCAGGAUCUGAUGGAUCAGCCGGCUUACAAUGUUCCGAAACCAAGGCCACUGAAGCCACCGUGGUCAUAUACAACAUUCAAUAUUGCAAAAGUUCAGCAAGACUCCAUACACAACAACCAAAAGAUUACAGCUGCCAUGGCUAACACUCUGAGCUAUUCCGAGUCCGGCCCUCAACCGCACACAAACAAUCAAACUCACCGUGGACCAUUCUUGGACUUGAACCUUUUGUUUCCAGAAACUGAAUAUCACCAAUCUGAAGCCACGUCACCCAAGCAGUUUCUGGCUUUGGAGGAAUUUUCCUCCAUUCAGCUAGAAAGUUUAGACAGCUUUUUAGCAGAACGACCACCCUCGACGUUGCACAGCUCUCAUAUGUCAGUAUCCGGAUGCAAGCGGGGUCUGGACAAUAUAACCCACCUCCUAGAAUCUCAAAUCGGUACCAAACGUCAGAAAAUAUACUCAUGUCCACUUGACAUUCACCCACAAGCGCCGGAAGCAAACUGGAGCGGCCCGCAAGACGACAGAGGAUCUAAUCAAGGAAAUCCUCAACCGAGCCCAUUUCGCAGAUCAGAAACAUAUGGACACUCAGGUCCUGAUCUCUUUCCCUGUCCAUUUUAUCGGCGCGAUCCAAUCAAGUGCAGGACAGUGAAAAGGAACUCAUGCAUCAGAAAGAAGUGGACAAUUAACAGACUAAAAGAACACAUAUACCGUCAACAUCAUUCUUCGACGCAUCGAUGUAGUCGUUGUUUCGAGGCUUUCGAUACAGCUACUCAUCUCUACGAACACCAGCGCGCCAGAAGCCCUUGUCUAACACAGCCUGAUCGACCAGAGAUUGAAAACAUCGACGACCUCCAGAAGAGUCAGAUCCAACGGAGAAUGCGGGGAAAGUCUGAAGUCGAAAAGUGGGAAGACAUUUACAGGAUUGUAUUUCGACUUGGGUCUUCCGACAAGAUUCCCUCUCCUCAAUUUGAUACCGAACUCGGUAACGGAACUGGUAGUUCCCUCGAUGAUUUUGGAAAGUACUUGAUCUGUCAACUUCAACCCAACGUGGAUCAGGAAGCUGAGUUAGAGAUUCGAGCUUGUCUCCGCCUUAUGCAAUCCUUCAAACAGUCGAGAUCUAUGACUUCCCCCACUACUUUUUGUGAUACAUCGAAGGUUUUUGAAAGCUCGCUCAAUGCUACAGAAAAAGAGCAAGACUGGGCAGAUGUCGACACAUUGACGGUGAACGGCCAGGAACACAGCGUGGUUGAUGAAUGCACGACAAGCAUCAAGUUGACUGAAGACAUUGAUAUCUUCACUAAUGCGGGGCUGUUCUAUACAAUCGAGGAUACAUUGUCUGAAAAUGAGACAAGUUUGUUUCAAAGUGAGUGUAACUCGUCACUGGUUAGCUCUGAGCAGAAGGUUGGGUGAUGAAGCAAAGGGACUCUAUUUUCUUUUUUUGGGUCUCCUAUGUUUAUUUCAUAUAUAUGUCCUCACUCUAGAAUGUUUGCUAAAAGGACUGUCAGUUGCUUGGGGAAUAUAGUUUUCAAUUUGAUUCUUUUGUCAAUUCAUCACCACUACACGGGUCCGAGUAGGCCCUCGUCACCAAAUGUUUAG